GUUUUGUGCCCGAUGGCAGGUGCUCUAGUUUUGUCCGAACCGUACACCGUACCGGAUCCGUUUUGACGUUUUCGCGACCAGACGCAAAAUUACACUGCGUAAGCGAUACGCAACGAAAGUCGCUAAGUCGUGCGGGUUUUUAGCGUUAAAGCCCCGCCGGAUUGUGCCAGUCACGGCACGGUGUAAGAGUUUUUCCAUCAUUAUUUCUAGCCGGAUUAGUGGACGAGCGGAAAACGAAAAUAAAAAAAAAGAUAUGGCACGCGUAUGAUAUGAUCCUUUUUAAAGGAUGUUCAUCUCUAUAAACAACCAAGUGCACCGUAGUGAGUGGAAAAAGAAGGAAAAAACAUAAAAGUGAUUUACAAAAAAAAAUUGUGAACCAGAAAAGCGGAGUAAAAUUGUUUGUAAUGCCGAGCUGUGUAAUUGUGUUCGGUGUGCUAGGCGAAACAAUAAUCACAGUGAGUGUGAAGGCGUAAAGAUCAGCCCUACAAGUGUGUGGGCAAGUGUAUACUCAGUGUGUAUUCGCCUUGCCGCUUCUAAGCGGUAUUGUGUGUUGCUGUGUAGGGCCUGUGUGUGAGUGUCUGUUUGUCGGCAUGUCCUGGCACCGUGUCCUGGUACGUGGGAGCACUUCCUAAAGUGUUGCUGUUAGUGUGGGUACGCGCGUGUGCCUGUGUAUGUGAGCGUAUAUUCAUUUGGUGUAUGUGUGUUUGUGCCACUGUUAAGCACGGGCGCUUAACGAGAGGGAAAUGAUGUUGAAACGUGAUUAUCUCCGGUUGAUUCGUUGUGAGUUUUAAAUAAUCAGCUGAAACCGGUACCACCCAUCAGCUUCACCCGAAACGUCACAAGCGAGUGAGAAAACAGCGGUGAAAAUCUUCCCCAAAACCACCACCGUAUACGCCGAGCAACCUCGGGAGCAGCCUUCCGAAACCGAGGUUUCCAUCGUUGGUUUUUUUUUCCUUUCAUUUUUGUUUGCCUCGCUUUUUCUUUCGGCACACGAUGAGAUCAACGCGAGCAGCAGCAGCAGCAGCAGCUAGUGGUAUGCUGGUAGUAGUCAUGCUGGUAAUGCUGGCUAAUCUCGCCCGUGCCCAGAUCGACUGGGCUGAGGAUGACGACGAUCCAGUGUCCACGGUGACAGUUGAAGCGGUCCUCGGACGGACGGCAACCUUGCCGUGUGACAUCGAGCCGGAGGAGCUGAACGAUCGGGUCUAUAUGGUGCUGUGGUUUCGGGAGAGUGCUGGCAAACCACUGUACAGCUACGAUGUACGGGGGAGACAAUUCUCCAAGGCACUCUACUGGUCGGAAACGAGCGCCUUCGGACCGCGGGCAUACUUCGUGACAAUCUCCAAACCGGCCGCACUCAGCGUGGACAACAUCCAGCUGGACGAUGAAGGGGUGUAUCGCUGCCGAGUGGAUUUUCAGAACUCGCCCACAAGAAAUCAUCGCAUCAACCUAACCGUAACCGUGCCACCACAUCAGAUCCUCGUGUAUGACGCAUCCGGACUGGACGUGACCGGUGCUAUCGGGCCGCUACAGGAGGACGACAAUCUGGUGCUUACCUGUGAAGUCCGCGGAGGACGUCCGGAACCAACCGUCACCUGGCUGAACGGCGACGAAAUCAUGCAAACCGGUGGCGGAAUCUCGAUGGGCCGGCACGUCACAGUCAAUCGGUUGGAAAUACCGAAAAUGACACGAUCAGCACUGAACAAUACGUACAAGUGUCAGGCAUCGAACACCAAGCUAGUGCCACCGGCCGAACGUAGCAUACGGGUCGAUAUGUUGCUGAAACCGCUAUCAGCAGCACUAUCCUCGAAACCGAAACAAUUAAUAUCGAACCAGGAGUACGUGAUGGCGUGCAAUGUGGAAGGUUCCGUGCCGGAGACGGACAUCAAAUGGAUGCAAAACAAUCGACCCUUCACAAAGGGAAAGAUAAAACUCAUCAAUAACAGCUCGAUGGUGUCGUCUGUGCUGAGCUUCCGACCGCAUCCCGAUGACGAUGGUACAAUUCUCAAGUGUGAAGGUUCUAACCCACGCCUCCAAAACUCCGUCCUGGAAGAUUCGGUCAUCAUGAACGUUCUUUAUCCACCGCAAGUGACACUGUCGCUGGGAUCAACGCUUAAUCCCGACGACAUCAAGGAAGGCGACGACGUCUACUUCGAGUGUCACAUUAAGGCAAAUCCGAGGGAGCAUCGCAUUACAUGGUCACACGAUGGUCUGCCUGUCACGCAGAAUGUAACCUCCGGCGUCAUCAUCUCAACGCGGUCACUAGUGCUGCAGCGCGUCGGAAGAUUUCACUCGGGAAGCUACGCCUGUGCGGCUGCGAACGAUCGUGGCGAAACGCAGAGUGAUCCGGUUGCCCUCAAGAUACACUUUGCACCGGUUUGCAUAUCAAACAGUAUCAUGAUCGUCGGUGCAUCGCUGGACGAAACCGUUCCGGUACCGUGUCACGUAGCGGCCGAUCCGCUGGACGUGUCCUUUGAUUGGAACUUUUCCAACAGUGGCGAACGGUUCGAGGUGGCCAGCGGCCAGUUCAAUCUGCUGCAGGAGUUCCAUUCGGAGGGUAUCACCCAAUCCCGGUACGAUGCCGAUGAGGAUAAUUCAGAAACUAUCUACGAGCUGCUGUACACACCGAAAAGUGAACGUGAGUACGGUACGUUAGCAUGCUGGGCGAAGAAUUCGAUCGGAAAGCAGGUCGAACCGUGUCUCUUUCAAGUAGUUCCUGCAGCCAAACCUGCCCCACUGCGCAACUGUACGUUACGCCCCUACUCGACCCUAAUGGCCUCGGGUCAGCACGGUCAGAAUGCUUCCGCAGCGUCAGCAGCAUCCGCGUACUCGUACACGUACGGUGACCCACCGGGUACGGGCAGCCGACAUUCAGGUCAGCACUAUCGGGACACUAAUUACAUUGGGCCACAAUUCGUUAAAGAUCGGAACGUGCCACCCGACCGGCGGAAUGUUACAGUGAAAUUUAAUCAGAAAAAUCCCAACCUCCCUGGGGCCGGUUCCACCCCAUCCGCUUCCUUGCGCUCGUCUGCUUCCAAAGCUUCCGGCACGGUUUCGAACCGUCGAGAUCGGCGUAACCGCACUGGCGGUGGUUUGCCUUCGAUCCGUGACGCCGAUACAGCCCGCCUAACCGCGGACGGUGAGGACGGUGACGGUGGUCCCGGAACCGGAUCAAAGGAACCCCUGUCCUCGCCACUCCUUCCACCCCGACCACUUCCAUCGCAGUCGACGGAAAUGCUACGGCGGCGUGUCAGCAGUGCGAAAAGCAGCAGCAGCAGCAGCAGCUCUACCAGUGAAGAACAGAACAGCCGUACGAAUCUGCUAAACACGGCAACGGCUGUCCUGCUCGGUGAGGGCAGUUCUGCCGCUGUCCUAGCUUCCUCCGCAACCGGUAACGAUCCAACCGAGCAACAGCGCGGCAGCCGUCUACGCCGGUACACCACUGGCAGUGCUAACCUACGCAACACCAGCCUACCCCGAACGGCCAACGGUAGGGACAGUGAAAACACCAUCAGCAGUAGCAAUCAGCGCUCGUACUCGCUGCAGCACGGCGACGAUCGGGCCCGGGGUGGAAAUAAUUAUCACUCGUCAGCCAAUGCAGCGGCAGCAUCCGCACCACCGAUUGCAUCGCAAUUAAGAUCGAAAACGAUACGCCACCAAUCGACACCGGUUCCACCGUCUGCCGCGUCCCUCUCGUCCUACGGGGGCGGAUUUUCCGGUGUGUAUGGCGCCACCGGACACGGUACCACUUCCUACGGAGGCAAUCAUCAUCAGCAUCAUCAGCAUCAGUACGCUUCACCAGCGGACGGUGGCGUCGGUGGUGGCAUCACGGCUUCCGGUGUCGGCGCGAACGAGCUGCAACCCACCAUGAUGGAGCUCGAGUGUGUCGCCGGCUACGACGGUGGCCUCCCGCAGCACUUUUUUCUCGAAGCCUACGACUCCCGGACGCGCAAAUUGCGCCUAAACAUCACAAGUGCCCUUAACGACGUUCCGCUUUUCCGGAUCGACCUAACCGAACUAAGUCCCAGCGAAGCCUACACACCCACUCUACACCUGAUAGCGUACAGCGUGAAUCAGAAGGGUCGUUCCGAACCGACGAUCCUGGAGGAUAUAGCAAUUAAUGAAGCUGAAAAAAGGACCGAUGGAACGGAGGGCUUUGCGAUAUUACCAUUUGCGGCAUUGUUAACCGGUGCCCUCUUUACCAUCGGUAUUGCUGUCCUGCUGGUUGUCGUUCUUGCCAUUCGCCGUAAGCGUGAUGGCCACGGUGGUGGUCUCUGUGAUGGCAAAGAAAAACAUAUCGGCAUGGACAUUACCGUGACGACACCGCUCGAGAUGGGCAUGGGACAGCAGAAGUACGUUGUCGCCUACACGCUCAAGCAGGGUGUCGAAAAGCAGCCGGACAUUCUGAACGCCCAGAAGACGGGCUCGGCCAGCGUGCAGUCGAUAAAGGAUAUGGGCCAAAAGAUGGGCUCCCCGCUAGGUGUGAGAGGUCCACCGGCCGGUACAAUCUACGCCACACCGGGCGGUUACGACCAGCAAAAAUCAACCCCUUCCAGUCGGCAGAGUACGCUCAAGCGGACGGACGCUUCCGCUAACAGCUACUGUCUGCUACAACAGCAGCAGCAACAGCAACAGCAGCUAAGCAGCACCAGCAAAUACCCGGCGGAGUUGGGCGAGUACGAGAAACCGUACACGAACUAUCAGCACACACUGCAGUACAACCACAAUCCGCCACCACUGGUCGAUCCGUACGCGUACAAGAGUUCCCCGCUGGGUGCCAUCCCCGGGGAACAUCAGCAAACCACGGGCGAACCGGGUGUUGCGUCCAAUCCUGGCUUCGAGUAUCGUAGCAGUAGCCGCAGUAGCAGCGGCAACUUAAAACAGGCGGCCACCACCUUGAACGGUGCCGGAAAUCCCGAGUACCGGUACUCCGGUUCGGAAUUCGUGACGGAUCUGCUCGACUUUAGCAGUGCACCGUCACCAUCGUCCGGUUCGACGGUGGGCGCAACCCUAACGAAGACACGAAACCGUCAGCACAUCAUCACCGAUACACUUCCUGGGCCGGAAAGCUGCGUGUAGGCUGCAUGCAACGAUUUCUUCGCCACUAAUCCGGAAGUGCUCGAAGAGCGAAUUAAAACCCCGUGGACUUCUGCAUAGCGCUAGCCCUUUGGGCGUAGCUUGUUCCACGCCAGUUUGUGCCAGAACACAAACGAACCGGGGGCCAUUUUGUUGGUAAGAUUGCUUACGAGCAAUCAGGUACCGCCGGUAAACAUGUGGAGACAGUGGGGAAUAAUGUCGGUACGUAGCCGACACGGCAGCACACGUCACAUACGGCCUAGAGUACACGAGGCCUAGUCAGUGGUGGUUUCUUACCCAGGGUGAAAUUGUUAUGCAAUGUGAGCAGAGUUCUGCAAGUAAAAUGGGGGAGAGAAAGGAAGAAAAAAAAUGUGGGACGAAUCAGUACGGAAGCAUUAAAACAAAAACAACCCCCCACCCCACUUCCCAAUGGGAUGAAAUGUCCCUGAAUCGCGAAUCUUCCGCGAAUCUUCUGCGUAUGCUCCUGCUCUGCUACUGCUGUAUGUAGCAGUGACACUGCCGUGGCGGUUUUUGGCGGGAUAACGAGGUGCUUAGAGCAGCGAAGAAUAAAUAGACAGUCUUCCAUUAAGCAAACGAGACAAAAACAAAGCAUGACAUUAAAUACGGAACAGAAGAAGCAAAACAGUUUGUGGUGUUUGUGUGUGUCUGGAAAGUGAUGUAGGAAUAUACCUGGCGUAGAUCAGUGUGUGCCCGGUGUACCCGAGUACCCGGUUUUUUUUUUUGUGGGAGGGCGAACUAUGUUUCUGAGCAAUAGAUGUGGUGAAACAAGAAAAAAAAAACGGGGGUUUAGGUUAAUUACUUCGUUUGUACAUAUGGCAACAAGCAUCGUUUAACGAGCAGGAACGUGGACUGAUAGUGUAAAUAUUGGUUGCAAGGUGAUUAGUUUUUGUGUUUCUAUUUAUUACAUAGAUUCAUCCAGUAAGGUGAUAUUGAUUUGCCAUAGAACUUUAUAUAUUAUUAAAAUAAUUUACAUUAACCUGGUUAGAACAAAAAAAAACAUUAAAUCGCUACAUGAUGGAAGCGUGUAUAAUUUUCAAACCUCGCACUAUGUGACAUUUUUAAUCGCAUCGUUACAAACCUACUCCAGGUGAAACAGAAACUCCAUCAGUUUUCCAGUUACAUGUAGAUAAUGCAUAAUCAUCAUUCACUCAUACAGACGGGAACCACACUGUAGCAGCAUAUCCAACCGAAACGUAUAUCAAACCAAAACAAAAAAAAACCACUCCCGAUCAACGGUGAACUCUAUCGACCAUAUCUCCUACCCCCGGGGGGGCGGGCGCUAGAUAGGCCCUCUAUGGCGGCCUAUAUCCUCAGACUGACGGUGUGUAUGACGGUGUUUAGUGAAUACUUGCCACAUGGUAGGGCAAACUUCCUAUCUUUCUCUCUCUCUCUCUCCCCUUCUUUCGCUUACCCAAUCCCAAUCGACCAUCGAAACAAAGAUAACGAAGCUUUGUUAAUAGAAGACUAGCUCAGCUGUUAACAAAAUCACAAUAAUGCUACAUUAUUGAAGCGCAUUGCAUACCUGCAGGCGUUUAGCGAUCGUACGCUGUUAUGCAAUGUUUAUUAGCAAAAUUUAGCUUCUGCAUUAUGAUUGUGAUUUUGUUACCUUUUAUUUAUUUUCUAUUGACAAUUACAAAGUGACAUACAGUCAUGAAAACACCGUGAAGUCAAACACUUUACACCCGAAAUCCUUGCUAAUCAACGGUAGGAAAUGAGCUUGCGAAAAGCUCGCUUUUAAAACCUGUUUAAAAGACAAACGUACCGUCGCAUAUCUGUUUAUUUGUAAAAAAACAAAAAAACCCUUAUAUAGAAAGGUAUAAGCAGAUGGAAAUGCCACCUGUUAGAGUACCCAAGUUUUCCUCUAAAAAUCCAAAGAGGAAAGCAAUUAAACGUGUGUAAAAAAAACCCAAAACAAAGCUGAAGUAACUCGUGUUGUAGCUAAAUACAAAACCGAUCGAUUGUGGUGUUGUCGAUGCUUUAAGCGAUCAAGCGGUUGUUUACCCUGUACCGUCAAUACCUGCCGAUAGCAAAUUUGUACAUAUCCGUCUAGAGUAAAUUGUUCUAGUUGAAGAUGAUCGCGGGCUCCGUUAGUAAGAGAUAAAUGCGCUUCCCGAGUUUUGUUUUUCCUUGUAUAUACUGCAAAACGGGAAACCGCGUGCUUCCCACUCGGGUGUUCCAACUCGACAGUUUUUUCCGACCAGUUCCGUAAAAAAAUUACCUCUUCCGCCGUUCUUCCCCUCUCCUCUCCCAUCCUCCCCUUCACCUUCCAAAUAGACCAACAAGCAAAGGGUGGUAAACGAACGAAGCAUAAGUUGUGUGCGUUGUUAGAAUUAAAUACACUUGAUCGUUAGCAUCUCGUUUCAUCCGUGUACAGAUGAUCCAUUUAUCAUUGCAUCUAGCUGCUGCUGUUUGCUGCUGCCGGUACACGGUGCUAUCGGCCUGAGUUCCAAUACGUGUACAUAGCUAGGUAUAAGCAUAUACGAUCAACAGCAGUUCUGUCGUUGUGCAAGCGUGUGAAAAGCAGCAGUGGAAAACGGUCCUAGUGAAGGUGCUUGUUAUUGAGCAAAACGAAUGAAAAAAAAACCCGAACGAGAUGGAGAAACAAACGAUUGCGAUUGUACGCUGAUGAGUCAAUAAAAACAAUCUAACUAAUGGUGUUUUUUUAAAAA
Anopheles funestus (African malaria mosquito) is the source of this 7763-nucleotide messenger RNA. RefSeq lists its product as uncharacterized. NCBI's taxonomy places the organism in Eukaryota, Metazoa, Arthropoda, Insecta, Diptera, Culicidae. The transcript has 18 exons. Bases 994 to 5076 code for a protein of 1360 amino acids. The record is from RefSeq and is a predicted model, not a curated record.